Messenger RNA from Vespula pensylvanica (western yellowjacket), 2215 nucleotides. Its product is annotated as putative GTP-binding protein 6. Gene Ontology annotation, cellular component: cytoplasm. The transcript has 3 exons. Gene Ontology annotation, molecular function: GTP binding; ribosome binding. Lineage: Eukaryota; Metazoa; Arthropoda; Insecta; Hymenoptera; Vespidae. The record is from RefSeq and is a predicted model, not a curated record. The coding region runs from base 299 to 1741 and encodes 480 amino acids.
UCUAGUACAUCUUGAAUAUCAGAAAAACUCGAGCAUAAAUGAAUUGACACUUCACAUGAGUGACAUUUGCUCUAAAUUUCUAUCAAUCGUUUCUUAGUAUCUAUGCAAAAGAGGUUAUGUUAUGUUUCGUAAAACUUUAAAUGUUAUUUAUUUUUAUAUAUUAUUUUCUACGUGAUAUAUUAUGUUCUUUUUAUUAAUUUAGUCUGAUCAAUUCAAUGCAAUUUUAUGCAUGCAAACGAAUAUAAAUUCUUCUACAUAUUUUUUUCUAAAAGGUUAAACAAAUUAGGAAAAGACCAAAAUGUAUGCUUUAAGAUCUCUCUUUCAUAUUCGACCAAAUAAAACUUUACUGAACAAAAGCAUGUAUGUAAUUCAUAAAAAAAUAGAAUUAACAGUAUGUAAUGUUUUAUGUAAACUUAAACAUACUGUAGAAAUAUUUGAAUUUAUUGAAAGCGAAGAAGAGGAUGAAUUAUACAAAGUAAUUUCUAAUCAGUAUCUAGGAGUAAUAGCUGGAGGGCAUAAAGUUUUUCUAUUGCAACCGUAUAUAAAAUGGGGUAAAGAUAAGAAAAGAAAUACUACGCCAGAAUUGCAAAUGGCUGAAUCUGUAGCACUCGUAGAAAGUUUACCAUAUUGGAAAGUAAUAGAUAAAGCAUUUGCUCCAUUACUGUCGUUUCAAAAAAAAAAUUUAUUGGGUUCAGGUGGACUUGAUAACCUUCUGAACAAAAUUAAACAAAACGGACAAAUUACAGCUGUAUUUAUUAGUAUAAAUUUAUUAAAACACGUACAGAGAAUGGAACUUCAAAAUAUUUUAGGUUUGCCUAUUUAUGAUCGAUAUUCAAUAAUUAUACAUAUAUUUCGUGAACAUGCUAAAACGCCAGAAGCAAAAUUACAGGUAGCUUUGGCCGAAUUGCCAUAUAUUUGGAAGAAAAUGGGUGAAGUUUACAAUCAACAUAGUGGUCAAAUCAAUUUUGAUGAAAAUAGAAAAAAAUUGUUGAGAACUCGUGAAUCCAAGCUAAAAAAAGCAUUAGAAAAAUUGAAAGAAAAUAAAAAAUACAGUAGGAAUCGGAGAAAAAAAUUUGGAUUUCCAAGCAUUGCCGUGGUUGGAUAUACAAAUGCUGGCAAAUCAUCCUUAAUAAAAGUAUUAUCAGAAGAUGAGAGUUUAAAACCAAGAAAUCAAUUGUUUGCCACAUUGGAUACAAUUUGUUAUGAAGGCUUACUUCCUUGUAGACAGAAGGUGUUAUAUAUGGAUACGAUAGGUUUUAUUCAAGAUGUACCAGAAAUGUUAUUAGCACCAUUUAUAGUUACUCUUGAAGAUGCUAUAAUCUCUGAUGUUAUUGUGCAUGUCUUUGAUAUUAGCCAUCCUGACAUGAAGGCACAGUUUCAACAUGUAGAAAAAGUAAUAAAACCUAUGUUAAAUGAACACCAAUCGAUUAUAUAUGUGGCUAAUAAAUGUGAUCUUAUUGAAAAGCUUGACAUAGAUGAAAAUACAAUUGCUAUAUCUUGUAAAGAUUUGACAGGCAUUGAUGAAUUAAAAUUAAAAUUAGAAGAAGAAAUUCUCAAAGCAACUGGAAGGUCAGUGAAACGUAUUAGAGUAAAGUCUGGCAGUUUAGCAUCAACAUGGUUACAUAAAUGGACAACGGUAAUAAAUUUAGAACCGGACACUGAUAAUCCUGAAUAUAUGUUUUUCGACGUUUUAACUACUGAUUUAACAAUGAAUGAAUUUAAGCGUUUUUUGAAACAAUAAAAUUCUAUUACGGUAAUGCAAGUUCUCCCUUGUAAUGUUUUAAAAAAAUUAAUAACAUAUAUGUAUAUACGUAGUUCUAUCGAUAUGCAUUUGUUAUCGAAAGAUCAUCUUUUUUUACGACUCAUUCGUAACACAUGCAUAGCACGUGUCUUCCGUUCGGCGGUCUUCUAAAGAACAGAUGUAUAGUACACAUGAGACAGAGAGGGGAGGAGAGAGAGAGAGAGAGAGAGAGAGAGAGAGAGAUUUAAAAUAUUAAAUCAACAAAUCUAUUCGUUGAAAAGAUUAAUUCGAGAAAUCUAUUAAUCAUUUUUAAUUUAGGAUCGUUAAAUGUGUAAUCGUAAAACUUAUAAUAAAAAGCGAAGAAGAAAAUUUCAAAGCAAAACGUUAUCUUUUGGAAAUUUGUUUUGGUCUGUGUAUUUUCAUCGAAUAAUAAAAUAUAUGUAUGCCGAAAGAGUAAUAAAAGCUUGAAGAGAA